GGGAAAGAGAAGUCCCAUUUGUUACUUAUUUCUGGUCUCGGAGUCGGUCGUAAUGUCUAUAUCUGCUUGCUUCUGCCCCGCUGGCUCACCCCAUUCUGCUUAGCUUCGUUUGCAGCUUGCCCUCCUCCACUUGCAGGAUCUCCGGGAAGUCUCCUCUAGUUAUUUUCCUUUGGUUAAGUUGCUCACUGACAACUUGCCACAGCACAACUUACUGAGGACACCAUGCACUCUGCGGAAGGCAAACAAUGAUUGCCAUCAUUUGAGAGUGUUUGUAUAAGUAGAAACAAAAAUGGACGAUGAAUCUAGCAGAUGCGAUAUCCCGGGGUGCACAUUCCGGGAUGAAUGCAAGCUCUCAUACCAAUAUCUAGAGAAAAUCACAAACAACUUCUCUACUGAGCGAGAACUUGGCGCAGGUGGUUUCGGUGUGGUAUACAAGGGAUUGCUACCAAAUGGAGAACUGAUAGCUGUGAAGAAGAUUAACCCAUUAACGCCUGGUUCUGGGAAGCAAUUUGAGAAUGAGGUUCAUCAUCUUUUGAGCCUUAACCACCCGAAUAUAGUGCGAUGUGUGGGGUAUUGCUAUGAAACACAACAUUUACGUUUAAAGUACGAGGGAAAAUACAUAUUUAUUGAGGCAAGUGAGAGGUUGCUUUGUUUGGAAUAUAUGCCUAAGGGGAGCCUUGAUUACCAUCUUGCAGAUGAAUCGCAUGGACUUGAUUGGCACAAGCGCUACAAUAUAAUUAGUGGGAUUUGCUAUGGCUUGCAUUACCUUCAUGAGGAGUGGCAAGUUAAUACUCCUAUUGUUCACUUGGACCUAAAGCCAGCGAACAUAUUGCUUGGUGACGAUAUGCUACCAAAGAUCGCGGAUUUUGGUCUGUCAAGACUUUUCAGUGCACAACAAACUCGAGUUCACACUGAAAAUUCUGAUGGAACACGUGGUUACAUGGCACCAGAAUACAUAAAUCACGGUACAAUCACAACUAAGUCAGACAUAUUCAGUUUGGGCGUCAUAAUCAUACAGAUAAUAACAGGGUACAGGAAGUACCCUUCACCUUUUGAUACAGAAUUGUCGUACCAUGACUUCAUUGAACUCGUACUUGAGAAAUGGAAAAAAAGGUUGGGAGCAGCAGCACUAGAAACAGACUACCAACAAAUAAGAAGUUGCCUGGAAAUGGCUCUAAGCUGCAUGGAAACUGACCCAAUGAAAGGCCGGCAACAACGGAAAUUCUCGAGAAGCUUAGUAGAUGGGGAUGCACCAAUUUCCAUGUUAGUGGUGCUGAAAGAUCACUAACACUUAGGGUAUGCCCAUUUUUUUUACAGGAAUGCCUUGUUGCGCUUUAUUGAUGAUUAAGCAGAGUCACAUCAUACAGGACAUCCGACAAAAUAUGACUAGGAGGAUCACCGUCCCAACUUACAAUGGUAUUAGAAUCAAAAGAAAAUUUUGCUAAA
Molecule: messenger RNA, 1446 nt
Organism: Triticum aestivum (bread wheat)
Lineage: Eukaryota; Viridiplantae; Streptophyta; Magnoliopsida; Poales; Poaceae
Product: cysteine-rich receptor-like protein kinase 25
Exons: 6
Coding region: 290-1288 (332 amino acids)
Biological process (GO): protein phosphorylation
Molecular function (GO): protein kinase activity; ATP binding
Source: RefSeq, a predicted model, not a curated record